GGGCCUUCGGUCAGUCUUCAUUCUUGUCAACAGUAGGCCCCCACCCUGUGUGAUCUGAAUGUGAAACAUAUAGGGUUAAAGUCGCUAAAAGUGUUUUACUACUUGACCUUCAAUUAUGUCGGCUGGAAGGUCAAGCAAGAAAACAGAUUUUCCAAACUCCCACCACCGACCUAUUUCGCUCCAGUUGUUGUGGUUGGUUCCCUGUUUCAUAUUUUGUCUUUUGGCCCAAAAUUCGGAGGCCACGUGCAUGUACGAUAUUGGACCGACUCCGGUGUUUCGUUAUUCCGGAGGUCGGAUCCCGUCGCUAACGGCCCAGUUAUGUUACAAUGAGUGCAUGAAACAAGGCCUUACUCGUGAGAGUCAAGGAUCACUAUAUAUUGGCUUAAUGGCGGGCGAAUAUUGUCUCUGCGGUUUGGAAUUAGAUCCUCUCACCGUGGUUCCUUCAACUAGUUGUAACAUUACGUGUCCAGGAGAUGCAACCGAGAUGUGUGGGGGAUUAGACGGGUCAAUCACGUACUCGGACUUCCCGGCUUCUCCAGCCACAUCUAUCGAUGUUACAUUUGAGGUGGAUGGCAAUCCAAUCACAGAAACCUCCUGGAUUUCCACAAAUUUGAAACUGUCAAUGACAGCCAUUGUUGGUUCUUACGUCUGCUCCUCGUCCAAUUUGGAUUGUAACGACAACCUCAAUGUUCCACCUCUUGAGUUCUUGGUUGACUAUGGAGACGGAUCUGGCACGGCUCUAUGGACCCAAUACGAAAGACUGGACGUCUGGUCUCACGUUUAUACAACUGCUGGAAACUACACCAUCUUCGUUAUGGCUACCCACCAAUACGAUCGGAGCACUUUGACAUUUGAAAUGAACAUUGUCGUGUACGAAAUGAUCGACUCCUCCAAUGACAUUGUUGAAAUCGUUUGCCCGGAUGUGAUUCCCCCGGGAGAAUUCUUUCAUUGCCACAUGGACGUUCAGUAUGGGAGUCGUUUGUUGGCCACUGUCACCAUGGUCGAUGACUUAGACCCCACUCAAAUAGACACCACUGGGGUGAUGAAAGUUCCAGAAACCUGGUCACGUGUUCCAUCGUAUUCAUUGCGGAAUAGGUCAUUCAACCAAAGUGUGUUGUCCACCUCAGCCAGCCUAUCUUACAUUCUCAAAUCGUCGUAUUUUCAAAGCGUGGCCAAUAUUUCACAAAUUGAAUACGUCGCAUUUUCUGAGGGGAGCUUUGCCGUUGAUAUUGUGAGUCCCGUUUGCGAAACAGGAAAAACUUGGUGCCCCUUAACUAAAGGCUGUCAAACCACGUGCGUGACAGAUUUUAGCACGCAAAUCGCGUUUGAUGCCAACUAUGAUUGUCAAUCAGGCCCAUUUUGCUCACUUGAGCAGACUUGCCAAGUGGAUCUCACGUGUCCAGACUUUACCGAGUCUCCAGCUGAGCCCAUUUCCUACAAGGUCGAAGAGACAAUCCCUUUAAGCGUCCCACUUAGUUCUGUGGGACAAAAGUUCGUGGUCCGAAUGCCCAAGACAUUGAAUCAAGUCGGUGAUCCAGAUGUUCCAGAUGCUUUUAUCGGGCUGAAAAAUCAUCAGGAGAUUCCGUGGACGGGAGGCCACUUCCUUGCCCUUCGAUGCCAAUCCACGGCGUGCAUUCAGUUUCCUAUCAUUCCCCUUAUGGAUGACUCGAAGUAUGAUGUGGCAGCCACAUUGGUGGAAGAUUCUUACAUCGUCAAUGCUUCAAGCUCUUUGGGUGGGACCGUGGCUCUUCGGGUCCAUCUGCGAGAGGAUCGGAUUCUUCCCUUGGAAAAACGUUUCUUUUGCGAUAGAGCCACUGAAAAAACUGUUCAUCUUCAGAUUGACGACCAGUUCGGGAAGCAGAUCAAUACCACAACCAGCAAGGUCAGUUGUCAAUACCCGAUCUUGACCAUCAACGACUUAUCCGAAAACCACACAAGUAAUAUCAAAGAGAAUGGUUGGGAGGUGACCAAGCCAUUCCCGACCACUGACGAGAUUGACAAUCUGGGAAUGGCCAAAACUUACGAAGCUUCCGUUUGGGCUCGUCAAAACGAGGAACUGACCUUUCACAUCCGGUUUGGAGCUGGAAGCCACGUGAAAGUGGAUUGGAAGAUACUAUUUCCCAUCGACACCACCGAGCAAAACGAAUGCCUGACCUUAGCUAAGACGACCCCGGCCUUUCCUGAUCCAGCUGACCCGAAUAGGCCUGGUACGGUGGUUUUCGAACCCACUGGAGGCACAGCUUGCUUGUUUCCAUUCCGUUUUCGGAACGUCUUGUAUUAUGGCUGUACCAAUGUCUCUCUGGACGCUGAGGUGUUCAAUGUCUGUGCCACGGAUAUCGACACAGAUUAUAACGCGGUCAAAUUGAGCUGGUGUAAUGCAGCGUGUCCAACGCAGCUGCCUCGACCGACGGAGGUGGAAAACACGAAUGUAACACAGAAAGUGAACAAUGCCACCCAAACUGAAGGAGGAACCACCUUCUCCGCUCAAUAUAUCCUACCCACCGAGACCGAGUUGGAACUGAAGCGAACAUUCACGGUACCUGGAGUGGAUUAUCGAGUGGUUAUGAUUGCCUCUAACAUGCACAAUGAAGAUGAUAUGGCGAACAUGACAUGGGUGGUUUCCUGUGCCAAUCCCGUGGUCUCUGAAGAUUGGACUGUGACUCAUGAGCCUUUUAUCUAUAUGAAUGAGCCGUUCAACAUUAGUCUGACUAUCAAACCAGGGGUCAGUCUACCUACUAGGCCCCAAUUCCGAAUCGUUGAAGUGACUGGACAACAGAGUAUUGACAGCGAACUGGUCAUUAACAACGCUUCAGAUGUGGAAUUCUUUUUGGAUCGCUCAAAUUUAUCGGUCCCCAACUGCGCUAGUGGCGACAACAGAUGUAAAAAGCUCAUUAACUUUGUGGAC
This is a messenger RNA of Tigriopus californicus, 2905 nucleotides long. RefSeq lists its product as uncharacterized. The record is from RefSeq and is a predicted model, not a curated record. The annotation marks the transcript as partial. Lineage: Eukaryota; Metazoa; Arthropoda; Copepoda; Harpacticoida; Harpacticidae. The transcript is spliced from 13 exons.